AGCCACCACCCUUUCAUCUCUCUGAGUUACACAUUACUGCAGUCAAUUCCUGAAAUCGUUUUCUCAUAUCAAAGGCAACGCCGUUUCUUCCUUCCCUCGCUCAUCUCAUACCGCCUCAUUUAUUUCUUGCUGCGGUGUUGUUGUUGUUUUUUGAGCUUCCAGUGCGAAUUGAAGCGGACUCGAACGACUGCCUCAUCAGCAUCAGCAACUGCACAGAGAAAAGGAUGCUGCGUCAAUGCUGUUGGCUCCGCGUGGCGAGCGACGCCGCUGCAGCCGGCGGUGGUGCAAAACAAAAGCAAGACAGUUUCUUCUCCCUUCUUCGCCGUCUCAUGGCGUGGAACAGCUCUAACGCCGCCGCCGCCGACGCUGCAGCCGCAUCUUCCUCUUCCUCGGUAGCACCAACUACGGUGAACAGUGACAUUAAAAAUAACAGCAAUAAUAAUAAUAACGGCACUACACCGACUGCCUUUGAGGCAGUAGAAGCAUCUGUUCUCACUCGCUGGACGUGUCGCCACUUCGACAAGGCGCAGCCCAUCGAUAUGAAGAAACUCGAGCGGGUUCUGGCGGCGACAACGCGCGCCCCCACUGGAUUUAACCUGCAGGGCUGGUACGCCAUUGUGGUGACGGAGAUGCCGGUGCGGGAGAGGCUGUUCCAGGCAGCGCUGGGUCAGCCGCAGGUGCUCGACGCCCCCGCCACCGUCGUCUUCGUCGGCGACACGGAGCCGGAGUGCAACGCCCCGCAGGCACUGGAGAUGGGCCUUGAGACCGGCUACUACGGCCCUCUCUACGGCGCUGCUUAUCUGCGAAACAUAUACUAUUUCAUGCACGGCGGGCCGAUGCAGACCGUGGCGGCCGCGAAGUCGGUGCUCAGCACGUGGUACAGCCAGGUGACCGGCACGCCCGUCAUCUCUGCCCCGGUGAGCCGCGCCGGCUACGCGUGGAAGCAGACGAUGAUCCCGGCGACCACGUUUAUGCAGCUGGCGACGGCCGCCGGAUGGGACACGUGCAUGAUGGAGGGGAUCGACGAGGAGGCGGUGAAGCGGGUGCUGGGCGUGCCGGCGCGCUGCACGGUGCCGGUGCUGAUCAGCGUAGGACACGCGACGGCGGCGGCGGCGGAGCGGGCGAAGGUGCGGAGCUCACGCUUUGCGACAGCGCAUUUGAUUCGCUGGAACAAAUUCUGA
This is a messenger RNA of Leptomonas pyrrhocoris, 1181 nucleotides long. RefSeq names its product putative mitochondrial nitroreductase-like protein. Gene Ontology annotation, molecular function: oxidoreductase activity. Bases 225 to 1181 code for a protein of 318 amino acids. Lineage: Eukaryota; Euglenozoa; Kinetoplastea; Trypanosomatida; Trypanosomatidae. The record is from RefSeq and is a predicted model, not a curated record. The transcript has a single exon.